CAUCAGCAUCUCAACCCUUGUCACUUGCCACACACAUCCUCUUCGCAAAAGCAGUGCACCGCCUGGGCGCCCCUUCAAUUCCGAUUUGCUACCACCCUUCGCUCAGCUCCUUCCCUCGUCUCCUCCUUAUCCCCUUCCCACCAAGAUACCAUGAGGCUCACCACAUCUCACACGGCCUCACGCCUAGCGUCGUUACUACCAGCCGUCGUAGCCAUCGGCCUCGCAACACGGCCUCUCAACGCACAAGCCCAGGACUCCACUACCACCUACGACUACGUCCCCGAUCCAGCCCGUGAUGCCAUCGUGGCACAGUGCUCUACCGACCCAGCAAGAGCUGCAAGAGCCGCUUUACAAUUGCCCUACAUCGCCGGUAACAGCAGCAACGGCUACAUCGGUACCAAGUACAUUGAAGCUGAAGACGCAGAUCAGGCAAAUGCCUAUCCAUGGACCUCGUCGAUUCCUUUCGUUGCCAAUGCUGCCGCUUCUGGCUCUGCCGACGGUGGAUGGCAGGCGCUACCGGACCUCGAAGGCUUCACACUCAACAGGACCAUCGAGAUCAGAGAUGGUGCCAUUCAGCCGGCCUACAUCACAGCCAACUACAAUGCUGCCAGUAUCAAGAGAGGGAUUCUCGUCAUGCCUGGUAAACCGCGUGACAGUUGGAAGUACACCAAUCUCAUCCGAAACGCCCUGACUGUGCAGCAGACACUCUUCCCAGAAUGGGGCGUCACUUCAGACGAGGUCAUCAUCAUUGGCCCUGCUUGGCUGAACAACUUCGACCAGACAGCAGGUGCGGCGCAGAAUAACGAGCUCGUCUUCCACGGUACUCAAUGGCAGUCUGGUGGGCGCUCUCGUUCGCCGGCCAUCUCUGACCGGAUCACCUCAUACGAGGCACUGGACGCCUUUGCCGACAUGCUCUUCGACAAGAAUCAGUUCCCUAACCUCAACCAAGUCGUCAUGGUCGGUCACUCCAUGGGUGGUCAGAUGCUGCAACGUUACUCGCUCCUGAAGAAGACCAAGGCCUACGACAACAAUCUGAGAUAUUGGCUGGGCAACCCAGGUUCCUAUGCUUGGAUCGAGGACGCCAGGCCUUACGCCAACGCCUCUUGUCAGGGAGGCAACGAAUGGGCCUACGGACUCAAUGGCAGCGUCACGCCCUACGGUCGAUCCGAGGUGCGUAGCGACAAGGCUGGCGUCAUCACUCGCUUCCUGGGUCGGAAAUUGAUCUAUGCACUCGGACUGAUGGACAAUGGAGCCGGAGACACGCACUGUGAAGCUCUGCUACAAGGUGGAAACCAUCUGGACAGAGGCUCCGAAUUCAUCCUCAGCGUCGAGACUGCGAGCAGUGGUACCUGGCCCGCAAAUCACACUGCAAACUACGUGGCUGGAGUAUCUCAUCAGGACUACCCAAUGAUGUCCAAUAACGUCUCGAUGGAACACAUCUUCUACCGGGACUUUGACGUCCGCUACCCCGACCUCAACAAUGUCGACUCGUCCGAUGAUGAUCCCACCGAGGCAAAGGCAAAAUCUUUUGCCACUCCCACCCAUACGAUUAUUGCCUACUGUCUUUUGCUUGGGUCCAUCGGCGCUACGAUGCUCGCCUUUAUUGCACUGCCAUUCGUCUUUCCUGUCAAUAGCCACUGGCAGGAGCAGGAGGCUUGGGCAAAGGAGCUCAAGAGGGCGCCUCCUCCGGCCGCUGUUGGCGGUGGGAGCCGGAUCUAAAGGCGGCACAGCAGAGCCAGGGUCACAACGUUGGAGCGUUUGCCGGCAAAUACUCCCUCCUCUAGCUCGUCUGCUCUUCAAAAACGGCUGACCCCUCCACUCGAACCACGAUAUGAAAGUUGUCAAAUAGCACCGGUAGCUUCUACAGCAUCUCACGACAUGCCUCCCUCAGUAGCGGACAUUCUUCGUCCCUCAAGAACUCUUUCUGUCCUUCGUUCUACUCUUGCGACGUUCGCUCUUCACCUGGCCUCCUCUCUCCCCCUCUUCUCCAUUGUCAGCCUCAGCCUCAGCGCCACUUCACCUUGUCUCUCUCUACAAACCCUCUUUUCCCGUUUUUUCGUCGUUGUUCACUUGUACAAAGUCCUCCCUCCAUCGUCUCGACUUUUGUUCUCUUCCUCUCUCCCUCGUCUCAACUCGGCCGCCUUCAGCUCGACAUUUCCCCCAAUCACUCGCCUCGAGCCUCUCUC
This is a messenger RNA of Microstroma glucosiphilum, 2186 nucleotides long. RefSeq lists its product as hypothetical. The transcript has a single exon. The record is from RefSeq and is a predicted model, not a curated record. Bases 151 to 1719 code for a protein of 522 amino acids. NCBI's taxonomy places the organism in Eukaryota, Fungi, Basidiomycota, Exobasidiomycetes, Microstromatales, Microstromataceae.